AUGUCUUUUUGCAAGACAACAAACGAAGGAGGAGAGGAAGAGGAAGAGGAAGAGGAAGAGGAAGACGCAGAUGCAGACGAUCUGACGAGGGCGGCGGCGAAGAUGAGCCGGAAUAGGCGCCCACUUGUCAACGGAGAACUAAUUCGAGGCUAUACGAAUGGGGAUGACGCAGUAUAUGUCAGUGACCAAUUCAUUGGCGCAAAUGAUGGAGUUGGUGCGUGGUCUACACGCCCGGGAGGACAUGCCGGACUUUGGUCUCGGUUGGUAUUACACUUCUGGGCCGUGGAGAUAGAGCAGGAUGCGAAUCGAGUACGGCCUCCGGGGCAAAAGUACGAGCCCAAUCCUGUCGAUUGUCUCCAGAAAGCGUACCAAGCUACGAUAGAAGCAACCUCGAAACCAAACAAGUGGCAAGGAACAACCACAGCAGCGGGUGCUCAAUUGCAUUUCCAGCACGUUGAUGAUGAUCCGAAUGCACCGGCCACUCCAUUGUUAUAUGUCACCAAUCUUGGUGAUUCGCAAGUCCUUGUCCUCAGACCCAGACACUCCAAACUCGUAUACAAAACUUUACCGCAAUGGCAUUGGUUCGAUUGCCCACUUCAAUUGGGCACCAAUAGUCCCGAUACUCCCCGAGAGAACGCAGUUUUAGACAAAAUUGAAAUAGAGGAGAAUGAUGUGGUUCUAGCCAUGUCGGAUGGGGUUAUAGACAACCUAUGGGAUCAUGAGAUCAUACAGAGUGUUGUUAGCAGCAUACGAAAAUGGGAAGAGGGACAAGGUGGUGAGAGCAGCGGAGAUCGAUGCGGUGGUGCUGGUGGAGGUAUGAAAUUCGUUGCGGAAGAGUUGAUGAAAGCAGCCAAGAUCAUAGCUACAGAUCCAUUCGCAGAAAGCCCAUUUAUGGAACAUGCAGUGGAGGAGGGUCUGGCCAUGGAAGGAGGCAAACUCGAUGAUAUUAGCGUCGUAGCAGCCCUUUGCAAACGCAACAAAGGUUGA
This is a messenger RNA of Lachnellula hyalina, 987 nucleotides long. RefSeq names its product putative protein phosphatase 2C 80. The record is from RefSeq and is a predicted model, not a curated record. The coding region runs from base 1 to 987 and encodes 328 amino acids. The transcript is spliced from 4 exons. NCBI's taxonomy places the organism in Eukaryota, Fungi, Ascomycota, Leotiomycetes, Helotiales, Lachnaceae.